Molecule: messenger RNA, 1995 nt
Organism: Punctularia strigosozonata HHB-11173 SS5
Lineage: Eukaryota; Fungi; Basidiomycota; Agaricomycetes; Corticiales; Punctulariaceae
Product: thioredoxin family protein
Exons: 9
Coding region: 1-1995 (664 amino acids)
Biological process (GO): protein modification by small protein removal
Molecular function (GO): peptidase activity
Source: RefSeq, a predicted model, not a curated record
AUGGGGCACCCGGUUCAAUUAUACGUAUAUGACUUGAGUAACGGCCUUGCGAAAGCUCUUUCGCUCCAACUCACAGGAAGACAAAUCGAUGGUAUAUGGCAUACCUCCGUGGUCGUCUUCGGAAAGGAGAUCUUCUACGGCGCUGGGAUAUCCAUCACCUCACCGGGCAUGUCCCACCACGGAAAGCCACUUCAAAUAUUGGACAUGGGGGAGACAUCUAUUGAUGAGGAUACCUUCGAAGAGUAUCUGAACGAGAUGCGGGAACAUUACACUGCUGACAAGUAUCAUCUGCUAGAAUUUAAUUGCAACUCCUUCACGAACGACUGCGUGGGCUUCCUCACCGGUGGUUCCAUACCGUCUUGGAUAAAGGACUUGCCUGCCGACUUCCUUUCUACGCCAUUCGGCGCUGCCCUCCGUCCUACCAUAGACUCAAUGUUCCGUCGUCCAGCACAAGGAGCUGCGCCGGUAUCCAAUCCCGCCCCACAAGCAGCAAUCAAUGCGUCUCCAAACCCACAGCUCGCAUCAACGCUCCUACAGGCCUUUGCUAAUCGAGCUACACAACCCUCUCCGUCGGGCAGUGGCACCAGCACUCCUACAUCUUCACAGCCCUACCCACAGCAAGCUAACGGGAACGGGAAUAUUUCCACCUCUACCCUCUCAGCGCCUAUUCACGCGUGCACCAACCCAUCUUCUUUCAACUCCCUCCUUGCCACGCAUCGUGCUGUCGCGGCCUUCUUCACGAGCGCAACCUGCGGCCCGUGCAGGAUGAUCGAACCCACCUUCGAAAACCUCGUACACGAGAAGAAGCAGGUUGCGUUUGCGAAGAUUGAUCUCGGGGUCGGGAUGGGCACGCAAGUCGGGAGCAUGUAUGGCGUGAGGGUGACCCCGACAUUCAUUUUCUUCCUGGAUGGCAAGAAGGUCGGCGAGUUCAAAGGAGCCAAUGUAUCGGAGUUGCAAUCGCAGGUUGACAUGUUGAUCUUCCAAGCAUUCCCCCCUCAUCCGCAUACAAAGUUAUCGCUACCGGCGAUCGAAGCCCUUUCUCUGAACCCUAUCCUCUUCACCCAGAUCCCCGCGUUCGACGCCCUCCAAUCCAACCUCGAAUCUUUCAUUGAUGCCUCCCCUGCAUCCUUUGACAAGGCACAAACCAAGUCCAUCCUGACCGCCAAACUCAUCACCCACUUGAAGAAUCGCGCUGGGAACAAGAAUUACACCACACCCCCUGCCAUGGAAGGUCUCUUCAUAGGUUGUGCAGUUUUCACGACCAUGCUGGCUCGGGAGCUUCCGAUAGACCAGCUCUUCCCGCUGGUCGACCUGUGGCGCCUUGCGUUGCUCGAUCCGGCCGUCAGCGCAUGGGCUGCCGCCCUCUCUCCCGGCGCGCAGGACCCGAUAGAGGUGCUCUCUACUAAAGCCAUCGCCGCUUUCGACCUCCCCAAUUCGCGGAAUUACAUCCUCAUAACGCUACGCAUGCUGGCCAACGCUUUCUCCUCCCCUCAACUCGCCCGGCGCUUGCUUCUCUCACGAUCGGCGGCGUCCUCGUCCGCUUUCCAGGGAGGAGCCGCUGACAGUCGCUCCGCACGUAAACGCACGACGGCGUUGCUGGUGCCCGCGCUGCUUCACGAGGAUGCGGCCGUGAGGACGGCCGCGGCGAGUCUGGCGUUCAAUGUCAGCGCGUGGUUGCAGAAGGGGCGGGUAGAACGCGUGCGGGGACGCACGGGCGCUACGGAAGAUGAGGAGGACCCCGAGUGGGAGGUCGAAAUGGUCAGCGCGGUCGUCGAGGCGCUGUCAAGGGAAGAUAAGAGCGAGGACGUUGUUCACCGAUUGACCGCGUGUCUCGCUUUUUUGCUCCGCCUCUCGCCGGUGUAUGAUGAGCAGAUCGCGCCGCUGAUGGAAGUGUUCCAAGUGCGCGAGGUGCUGAACGGCAAACUAGAGAUUGUGCAUAAGCCGGACGUGAAGAAGCUGAUCAAAGAGGUCGCGGACAAAUUGAUCACGCAGUGA